CUACUCGGGUCCCCGGCCCGGCUCCAGCCCGCCUGACCCCGGCCCCGACCCCGCGAGGACCACGGAGGCCUGCACCCCCCGGGGGGUGGGGAGCGGAGCUGCGGGUCAGCUCUGCGAGCGCCCCGGGCUGGCCUGGCCCGGCCCCGCCCCCGCCCCGGGCCAUGGCCCAGCCCUUGUCCCGGCCCCUCGUCCUAUCCCGACCCGGACCUUGGCCCCCGGCCCCGCCCUCGCCCCAAGCCCGAGAUCGGUCCCUGUCCCGGCCUGGGUCCCCGCGAAUGCCCAGAUCCGGGUCCCAGGCUAGCUCCUCCGUCCUGCUCCUGUCCUCUUCCAGUUCCUGGCCAUUCCCAUCCCCUCCCCUGCCUUCGUGCCACUUCCAGUCCCGAAUCCCAGCCCAGCCCCUGGGACAGCUUCCGCCCCAGGGUCCGGUUCAGCCCAGGGACCAUCUCCUGCCUUUGUCCCACUCCUCAGCACCACCCCUCCUUUCGCCCCUUGCCCUGCCCUUGUACCAGUCUCGGUGCCCCGGCCAGUCCAAUCCGUUAGCUCAGGCUUUGCCCUCAUCUCUGUCUCUCCCACUGCCCCCCACUGUCUCUCAUACCCUGCCCCUCUCCCAGCCUCGACUCAGGUCUGGGCUCCAGCUGCCACCAGCCCUAUUACUGCUGUUGCUGUUCUCUCUGCUUGGCCCAGGGGCUGGAGGCCUCUUCCUGACAGAUUACUCCACCUGCUCACCUCGCAAGCUGAGUCCUUUCCGCUCCUUUGCCAGCACUGAGCUCUUCCACUUCCAUGUGCCUGAGGACACCUUUCUGGCUGUUUGGAACCUCAUCAUCUUCAAGGAGCAAGGGGGAACCUUUGGGGACCAUUGCCCAGACCAAAGUGUGACUGUGUAUUUCCGAUCUGGGGCACCCCCUGUCAUCAAUCCUCUUCAUACCCACUUUCCAGGGGACACAGCUGUGCCUGGGGUUUUCUCUCUGACUCUCAGCUGGACACUGCCCAACCGAACCUCAGGCAUCUUUAACGUUAGCAGCCCCUUACCUGGGGACUGGUUUUUGGCUGCCCACCUUCCUCAGGCUCAUGGUCAUAUCUCUGUCAAGGGCCUUCAGGAUGAGUGUCAGUACUUGCUGCAGCCACAGCUCAUCGUCAGGCGUCUGCUGGACGUGGCAGUGCUGGUGCCCGGCAGACCCUCAGAACAAACACUCUCCCCCCACAAUCAUUCCACCCUAUACAAGGUCUUUGUACCCAGUUUCACUUACAGGGUCUCUGCACAGCUGGUGUGUAUUGGGGGCCGUGGGGCUGCCGCCUGCCCCCUGACCCUGCGUCUGCGUCCUAAGGCCCCACCCCUGCACAAUUCAAGCUCAGUGGCCUGCGGAGGUGCUGCGAUGUGCCAGCUGGAGUUGGCUCUACCACCAUGGGGGCACUGGGUCUACGUUCGAGUGGAGAUGCCAUCCAGGGGUCCUGGCAGGCCCAUCCGCUUCCAGCUGUGUGUGUGGCUGCAAGAAUGCCCACAGCCCAGCCUGUCCCGGGCCUUGGUCCCUGGAGCUGCCAUGAACAUGCCUCAGUCCCUGGGCAACCAGCCACUGCCUGUGGAAUUGCCUUCCGUUGGAGCCACUGUGGAGGGGCCCCGGGCCACGGUUCCCCCUGAGCACUGCUGGCCAGUGCGCCCCACGCUGCGCAAUGAACUGGACACUUUCUCUGUCCACUUCUACAUCUUCUUUGGCCCCAGUGUGGCCCUGCCCCCUGAGCGUCCAGCUGUGUUCGCCCUGAGACUGCUGCCUGUGCUGGACAGUGGCGGUGUCCUCAGCCUGGAGCUCCAGCUCAAUGUGAGCUCUCUGCACCAGGAAAACGUGACAGUGUUCGGAUGCCUGACUCAUGAGGUGCCCUUGAGCCUGGGGGAUGCAGCCGUGACCUGUUCCAAAGAGUCUCUGGCCGGCUUUCUCCUCUCCGUCAGUGCCGACUCCAGGAUGGCCAGGCUGCGCAUCCCCUUCCCACAGACCGGGACCUGGUUUCUCACCCUGCGCUCACUGUGCGGGGUAGGGCCUCGUUUUGUGCGAUGCCGGAAUGCCACCGCGGAGGUGCGGUUGCGGACCUUCCUCUCCCCUUGUGUGGACGACUGUGGGCCGUAUGGCCAGUGCAAGCUGCUGCGCACACACAACUAUCUGUAUGCGGCCUGUGAAUGCAAAGCUGGGUGGAGGGGCUGGGGCUGCACCGACAGUGAGGAUGCGCCCACCUAUGGCUUCCAGCUGCUGUCCACGCUCCUGCUCUGCCUGAGCAACCUCAUGUUCCUGCCACCCGUGGUCCUUGCCAUCAGGAGCCGUUAUGUGUUGGAAGCUGCUGUCUACACCUUCACCAUGUUCUUCUCCACGUUCUACCAUGCCUGCGAUCAGCCAGGAAUUGUGGUGUUCUGCAUUAUGGACUACGACGUGCUGCAGUUCUGUGAUUUCCUGGGCUCCCUAAUGUCUGUGUGGGUCACUGUCAUUGCCAUGGCCCGUUUACAGCCUGUAGUCAAGCAGGUGCUGUAUUUGCUGGGGGCCAUGCUGCUCUCCAUGGCACUGCAGCUAGACCGACAUGGACUCUGGAACCUGCUUGGACCCAGUCUCUUUGCCCUCGGCAUCUUGGCCACUGCCUGGACCAUCCGGAGUGUCCGCCGCCGUCAUUGCUAUCCACCAACAUGGCGCCGCUGGCUUUUCCACCUGUGUCCAGGAAGCCUCAUUGCAGGCAGUGCCAUCUUACUUUAUGCAUUUGUGGAGACACGAGACAAUUAUUUCUACAUCCACAGCAUUUGGCAUAUGCUCAUUGCUGGCAGUGUGGGCUUCUUGUUGCCCCCACGUGCCAAGACUGACUCCCGGAUCUCUUCAGGAGCACGGCCCCGGGGCUGUGGCUACCAGCUGUGCAUCAAUGAGCAGGAGGAGCUGGGCCUGGUGGGCCCAGGAGGAGCCACAGUCAGCAGCAUCUGCACCAGCUGAGAGCCUUGGGGCAGGAGAACAUGGACUCUCAGAAAAACAGAAAGUUCUUGGGAUGGUUCCUGGAGUCUUGGAUAUCCCCCAGGGACAAGAGACAAGUUGUAUUUCUUGAGGACACUGACUUAUCCUUAAGGACUUGGAAAUCCUUGGGGACAUAGAGUAUUUACUGAGGCCAUGAGACUGCCAUAAUUUAAGGACACUGUGAAUGCAGAUGGUCUCUGCAUUCAUAGAGUCCUUCUUAGUUGUUGAGUUCUGUUUUUAUGUGUUGGGGAUUGAACCCAGAACCUCAUGCAUACAAGUGCUCUACCCCUCUGCAGCUGAGCUGCAUUCCUUGUCCCAGGGAGUCCUGAGUUCAGGGGCCAGAGUCCUCUCUGCUUCAGGGACUUACUCUUGGGUUGUGGUCUCUUCCCAGGAAGAUGAGCCUCCUAAAACAUGAAUUCCUUCCUAGGGAGGCGAAGCCUUCUCAGAAGACAGCUUCAUUCCUCAGGAAAUGGGUCUAUCUUGGAGAUAAUGAGUCUCCUAUCUCUAAUAGCUCCUCAUAGCUCUGGCCUCAGGCUUCCUGUGUACACACUACAUGUGGGUCAUGGGGGUGGCAGGCCCUGUCAAGGGGCUGGAAUCCGGAUUGAUGCAGGUGAAGUGUGGUGUGCCUCCAAUGAAGAUUUCUUGAUUCUG
Suncus etruscus (white-toothed pygmy shrew) is the source of this 3626-nucleotide messenger RNA. It is a transcript of the gene TMEM8B, whose product is annotated as transmembrane protein 8B. Gene Ontology annotation, cellular component: plasma membrane. Bases 162 to 2957 code for a protein of 931 amino acids. The record is from RefSeq and is a predicted model, not a curated record. Lineage: Eukaryota; Metazoa; Chordata; Mammalia; Eulipotyphla; Soricidae. The transcript is spliced from 13 exons.